This is a messenger RNA of Sclerotinia trifoliorum, 1388 nucleotides long. NCBI's taxonomy places the organism in Eukaryota, Fungi, Ascomycota, Leotiomycetes, Helotiales, Sclerotiniaceae. The record is from the annotation of a GenBank genome assembly.
AAUAUUACCAUCGCUGUACUUGAAGCUCUCAAUUCGCAUUCUUUACGGCCAUGAGUGUCUCCUCACUUCGGAAUUGUAUCGGUAUUUCUGUCACCAAGACAGCUGGUGUACGAUAUGCAUCAACGACAUCAGUGACUGCGAGACAGCCACCGGAUCGUCCAGAACAUGGAGAGCAAAUAUAUGUUUACAAUCAUUUACAGACGAAUCAGGUCGUUUACUCACUUACUAAAGGAAUGAAUGUAUGUCUUGCCAUUCUACAUAUCCUUCCCACUCCUCAUAUAGCCAAUCCCUCUCAUAUAUCAUCCAAUCCUCACUAACACCCUCAGAACAAAGCAUCUCUCGCGCAACUCCCCUACAAUGGCAAAAAAACCCGCCCCGCCGCCCUCCGCAAAGACCACUGGCAUCCCAUGGCCUUAAUAACGUUUCCGCCAGGGACCUCCUCCUCCGGUCUCAGCGCCUUUCAAAAACUUCGCGAAUACCGCAAACGUCACGAAUUAUCCUGGGACCCUACUUCCCCGCUCUUCAAGCGCAUUCCCGGACCUAGCGAAACGGACCAUCAAAAAUCCAAAACCCAUUUGACGUCUAAACUUCGUUCUCGCAAGAUUAAUGAUCAGAAAGCUAAUACUGUCGCCGAUAUGGCAGCCGUUUUAAAAGAAAUCAGAUAUGGAAGUGAGAGAAUAGGUUUAGAAGGAAUAGGCAAGGAGGGCAUUGUGGAAGUAAAAUGGAGCGAUCUCGCAGACGCAAGUUACGCAGGUGAAGGAUCCGAUGUAUGGGGCGAAGCAGUCCUUCACGAUGCAUUGCCCUGGGAUCGCAAUAAUAGGGAAAUCCGCAAGAAACAAGCACUCAGCACCGAACAACAAGCCGAAUGGAAAGCUGCUCGACAAGCACAAAAAGAAGCAAACGAAGAAAAGAAGAGGAAGAAUAGAGAGAUACUUGAACAAAAUAUGAGAUUAAGAGAGGAGAGAUGGGCAAAACAUGUAGCGCUGAUGGAAAGUCAUCGCGCAAUGGGAAAGGGUCCAAAAGUUCUACCAACAAGGAUUAGACAAUCUCCGCGAGAAAACUGGGAGCAGGGGAGACAAGAACAGCUGGAAAAAUUAGCAUGGAUGGAACGAACGGGUAGAUCAGAAGCCGCAUAUGAAAAGUCACUGAAUGCUGAGAUAGCGGAUGCGAUCAAGACACAGGAAUUAAAGCUUGAAUCUGAGCCUGGAGCUGAACCAUUGGGUUUAGGAGAUAAGCCAGAGGAAGUUACCGCUACUAAAAUUAUUUAAAAGGAGAAUUUGACUUUGGAGGAGUGGAUGUAGAUGUAGAUGUAGAUGUAGAUACAUUGUAAAUCACAAACAUCACAUCGCAUUUCAUAUUGCGUUGCAUCACAUCACAUAAUAUUCACU